UGAUCGUCUUGAUGCAUGCAAUAAUCUUGCUUCGACCAAUCAGCAUCCAGCAAACCUCGACUUAGCACCACCAUCUUCUAAACACAAUGAAGCAUCAAAAUCAUGGGAGUUUCUUACAGCGCACUCCGUGAAAAGGAUGAGAUCCGUCUCCUUCGAAUCGAACCCGGCACUGGCUCCGCACAGGUGAAAUGCAGCCUCGUUCACGCUCGACUCCGUGAAAGUCCAACAUACGACGCCGUUUCGUACAUGUGGGGACUCGACCACGGCCCCGGGAGUACUAAAACUACCCUGCUGGCCAUAGACGGCGGUCGGACAAUGGAGGUGCAAGAGAAUUUGGGGAGCGCGCUGAGAUAUCUGCGGCUGCGAGAUAAGGCCAGGGUGCUGUGGGUUGAUGCGAUUUGUAUUAACCAGGCAGAUCCUACAGAGAGAGGACAUCAGGUUGCGCAGAUGGGGAUGAUUUAUUCGCAAGCAACGACUGUGAGAGUUUGGCUCGGUUUGCCGGAUGAACUUUCCCCAAAAGCUUUCCGAUUUCUGGAGAAUCCGGGAACAAUCAGGAGGAUGAAGGAGGGAAUAAUUGAGUUGGAUGGUUGGGAGGCGGUUGCGAGUUUGUGUAAGAGAGAGUAUUGGGAUCGGCUGUGGAUUAUCCAGGAGUUGGUUCUCGCGGCUCGAAUCGAGAUCCAUUGUGGUGUGAGAGUGCUGCCGUGGGAGCUUUUCAGUAAUGCGCUCUUUGCUUUGGAGGCAGGACUCCAGGCAUUCGCAUGCGUUUUGACUCCGUUUCGAGCAGGCGCUAUUAUAGCGAGAGUCGUGGACUCCGCAGCUAUGAAGAUCUGUCGACAAAGGCGUGCCCAUACGGAGAGCGGCCCAGUAACAGAACUUGCUUCCCUCCUGUCUUUGUUGUGGAUCCAUAAAGACGCCAAGUGCGUGGACAUCAGAGACAAAGUAUUCGGUAUGCAUAGUUUUGCUCCUGAAUGCUGCAGACUGUGUGUACCAGUCGACUAUACAUGCUCCGCUUACACAUUGUGCCAGAGGCUGUUGGAACAUGAUAUCCAUUUCCAUUCCGAUGGGAGACGCAAUGGUGGCAGGGAUAGACUUGUUCGUCAGUCACUGAACCUUCAUGGCCUCAUUGUGAAGGGCGCGUUGAAUCAGAUUCAUUCGAAGAACUCCUUUGAAGUUGGAAGUCCGGACUUAGAAGCAGAAAUCCAAGAAGGAAUACCAAGUUCUCAGACGCCAAGUCCGAUCAUUGUUCUCGGGAAUGAGUUAGGACGAGUCGCCUUUGUCACAGCUCCGCUGAAGCCCUUAUUCGUCGAAGAUGGAUCCUUAAUUGUACCACGUGCAAUGGUUGAUUCGUUCCAGGAGAUGAGAUUCGGAUUCGAGGAGAGCGAAACGCCGGCCUUGACGACCCGGAUAACAAGAGCCCUCCGACAAAUUUGGAGGAACAACGAAAUGGAUAUACUUUCGAGGCCAGGAAAUAAAACAGCGCCGAUCUUGGAAAUGGUGGAUCUGCACCGCCCAGAGCUGCAGGAUGACCCCGCUAUCCAUGGCCUGCAGACAUUUAUGAAGUUUUGCUGCGAAUUCCUCCGAGCAUCAGACUUCUUGGGCGCUAAUCCACAGUAUGGAGAUUGCCAAAUGUAUCUGGCAAGAGCUGGAAUCGAAGAUGGGUUCAGCUGGAAGGUCGGGUUUGCUCCGGUAGGAACGGAAGUUGGAGAUUCGGUGUGCAGCUUCAAGGAUACAAAUAUCAUUGCCAUUGUGCGCAACAUUGGUGGUGAUCAUACCAUGGUUGGCCAAGGCUCGACAUUAGCUCCUCCACAAUCGAAAUCAGCGCCCCAGACCGGUAAUGUUGUGAAUAUUCAAUUUGAUCUUUCGAGACUUCAAAUGUUUAGCAGAAUUCAUCAACCAUUUGAAUUACCCGAUUACCGCGUUGCCUUACUUAUGCCACCAAAGUCGACCAACAGAUCUCGUGGCCUUCUGGUCGAGAGGAGAAAUCCUACAGAAGUGUCGCCUAGCUCAAAAGGACAACAUGUUUCCACUACAUCAUCUCACAACAACACCGAACUAGGACAACCACAGAACGGUAAAGAAAGGCCCAGUUCUUCUCCAGAGGCUUCCGACUCUUCAAGGAGGAAGGGAAAGCAACCUGCAAGAACGUACUCGUGUCUAAGGUGCAGAGCAACCUUUGAGACCUCAAGGGACAAUCUCAUUCAUGCGGCUACGUGGUCGCAUCAGCAAUGCAAUAAGUGUCAACGAUGGAAAUCAUGGCAGUCGAGUACUUCGACCACAUCGACAACACCAAUUUGCGCCCAGUGCAGUGUAGAAGAUACGGGCUAUGUUUUUGAUCUGCCAGGCAGGCCCCGGGAGGCAGCACGGAUUUCUUGGCAGACAGAUGCCCUCAGCGAUCGGACAGACGACGGUUUCCGAGAUUCUAUCAUCACCCAGUCAGAUGACAUGUCAUCCAGUGCCACGACAGUAUCAGAAAUAAUAACGGAGUGUUCUGACGAGACCUAUACGAAUAUCAGGGAAAUAUGGAGGUCAUGUAUGCUUGCAAAUGACGGGCCAUUCUUCCGAUGAAAACCCAAGACUUGUUGGUCAGAUGGGAAUGGAGGCAAAAGCAGAGGAUCGAGCUUGUACGAGGGUCAGCGAGGACAAAGAAGCUCCAGAUAUGAAGCAAAUAAGAACGGAGGCUCGUCUUUGGGAUAAGGCAACUCUGGCCCGCUCUGGGCAGUCACUCUCACAUCACUCAUCCGGCGAUGAAGGUGCAGCAACGGCCUGGACCACAGUUCGAUGGCCUUCAAGGCAUCGUGCAUGCAGGCUUGCACAGCCUCACAGCUCCUGCUGCAAGUACAGGCUCUCGUAGCAGGCCUCAUGUUGGGACUGCUAUCGUCAGCAAAACAUGACAAGAUAUCUGAGGGUCUGAGGAAGAUAGAUCAAGGACUCCACAUUUACAGUACUGUACAAGGGAGACCGUCGAAUAGAGGUACACAAAGCAAAAUAUAUGAGCAAU
Messenger RNA from Hyaloscypha bicolor E, 2998 nucleotides. Its product is annotated as HET-domain-containing protein. Bases 103 to 2565 code for a protein of 820 amino acids. Lineage: Eukaryota; Fungi; Ascomycota; Leotiomycetes; Helotiales; Hyaloscyphaceae. The record is from RefSeq and is a predicted model, not a curated record. The transcript has 2 exons.